UUCCGGCCCGAGGAAACAAUACUCUGCUGUCCUCCCGCUGCCUCUGAACAGAUAUUACUCAUUUCUAACUUGGCUGCUUGCUUGGAGGAGGAGGAGGAUCUCCUUCUACGGCUCCAACAUGGCCGACAUAAAGAACUUCCUGUACGCCUGGUGUGGGAAGAAGAAGCUGACUCCCAACUACGACAUCCGGGCUGCAGGAAACAAGAACAGACAGAAGUUCACGUGUGAAGUCCGAGUCGACGGCUACAACUACAUGGGGAUGGGAAACUCCACCAAUAAGAAGGACGCUCAGACCAACGCCGCCCGCGACUUCGUUAACUAUCUGGUCCGAGUUGGAGAAAUCAAUGCUGCGGAGGUUCCUGCUAUCGGGGUUGGACCUCCUGAAGCAGACCAACCGGACCGAGCAGCAGACGGCAGCUUCGGUACCCUCCCCUCCAGCGGCCCUCUGCCUCCUCAUCUCGUGGUUAAGGAGGAACAAGUGGAAGGUGGUGUCGCCGGCCCGGUUCCUGGGGUCACGGGUCAGGGGUACUCUGGAGGAGGAGGAGCCCAGUGGGACCGAGGAGCCAACCUGAAGGAGUACUACGCCCGCCGAGACGAGCAGGAGGCCCAGGCGACCUUGGAGUCGGAGGAGGUGGAUCUGAACGCCAACCUCCACGGGAACUGGACCCUGGAGAACGCCAAGGCCCGUCUGAACCAGUACUUCCAGAAGGAGAAAACCAGUGCUGAGUAUAAAUACAGCCAAGUGGGACCGGACCACAACAGGAGCUUCAUCGCAGAGAUGCAGCUGUUCAUCCGGCAGCUCGGCAGAAAGAUCACGGCCCGGGAGCACGGCUCCAACAAGAAGCUGGCGGCCCAGUCCUGCGCGCUGUCUGUGGUCCGGCAGCUGUAUCACCUGGGCGUCAUCGAGGCGUACUCUGGAAUCACCAAGAAGAAGGAGGGAGAGACGCUGGAAGCGUUCGAGGUCCAGGUGGCUCCAGAUCUGCAGCAGAACCUGGUGGCGGUCGUCCAGGAGCUGGGAGUCCACAUCCCCCCACCUCCUGUGGAUCCCAGCGCUCCAGUAUCUCUGGUUCAGGGGAAGAUGGCCUCCUUUGAGCCGUCUCAGAAGCAGAUGAGCAGCGGCGUGGUUCCCUGGUCGCCUCCACAGGUUAACUGGAACCCCUGGACCAGCAGCAACAUCGAUGAGGGGCCGCUGGCCUACUGCACUCCGGAGCAGAUCAGCACAGACCUUCAUAGUGAGCUGAUGUACCAGCUGGACCACGAUGAGAACCUGCAGAAGAUCCUGUCGGAGCGAGAGCAGCUUCCUGUCAAGCAUUUUGAGGAGGAGAUCAUGGCGACGGUGGAUAAGAACCCGGUGGUGAUCAUCAGAGGAGCGACGGGCUGCGGGAAAACCACACAGGUCCCUCAGUACAUCCUGGACCGCUUCAUCAAAGGAGGCCGAGCGUCCGACUGCAACAUCAUAGUCACACAGCCCAGACGGAUCAGCGCCGUGUCUGUGGCUGAGCGGGUCGCCUACGAGAGAGGAGAGGAUGUGGGGAAGAGCUGCGGCUACAGCGUCCGCUUCGAAUCCAUCCUCCCCCGACCGCACGCCAGCGUCCUCUUCUGCACCGUCGGUGUUCUCCUCCGGAAGCUGGAGGCUGGGAUCCGAGGAAUCAGCCACGUCAUCGUAGAUGAGAUCCACGAGAGAGACAUUAAUACCGACUUCCUCCUGGUGGUCCUCAGGGACGUGGUCCAGACCUUCCCCGAUGUUCGCAUCAUCCUGAUGUCGGCUACCAUCGACACCACCAUGUUCAGGGAGUACUUCUUCAACUGUCCCAUCAUCGAGGUGUUUGGACGCACUUUCGCCGUUCAAGAGUACUUCCUGGAAGAUUGCAUCCAGAUGACCAACUUCAUCCCCCCGCCGAUGGACCGCAAGAAGAAGGACAAGGACGAGGAGGGAGGAGACGAUGAUACCAACUGUAACCUGAUCUGUGGUCCAGAAUACACGCCGGAGACCAAGCGCUCCAUGGCUCAGAUCAACGAGAAGGAGACGUCCUUCGAACUAGUGGAGGCGCUGUUGAAGUACAUCGAGACGCUGAAGGUGGCCGGCGCCGUGCUGGUCUUCCUGCCGGGCUGGAACCUCAUCUACUCCAUGCAGCGCCACCUGGAGAUGAACCCUCACUUCGGAAGUAGCCGGUACCGCAUCCUGCCGCUGCACUCCCAGGUCCCCAGAGAGGAGCAAAGGAGGGUGUUUGAGGCGGUUCCUGAGAACGUCACCAAGGUCAUCCUGUCCACCAAUAUCGCCGAGACCAGCAUCACCAUCAACGACGUCGUCUACGUCAUCGACUCCUGCAAGCAGAAGGUGAAGCUCUUCACCUCCCACAACAACAUGACCAACUACGCCACCGUAUGGGCCUCCAAGACCAACCUGGAGCAGAGGAAAGGCCGAGCCGGCAGAGUCCGACCCGGAUUCUGCUUCCACCUGUGCAGCCGCGCACGCUUCGACAAGCUGGAGACCCACAUGACCCCAGAGAUCUUCAGGACGCCUCUGCACGAGGUCGCCCUCAGCAUCAAGCUGCUGAGACUCGGAGGAAUCGGAAACUUCCUGUCCAAGGCCAUCGAGCCGCCGCCACUGGACGCAGUCAUCGAGGCGGAGUACACCCUGAGAGAACUGGACGCCCUGGACUCCAACGACGAGCUGACUCCUUUGGGUCGGAUUCUGGCCCGGCUGCCCAUCGAGCCUCGGCUGGGGAAGAUGAUGAUCAUGGGCUGCAUCUUCCAUGUUGGAGACGCCAUGUGCACCAUCUCUGCCGCCACCUGCUUCCCGGAGCCUUUCAUCAACGACGGGAAACGCCUCGGUUUCGUCCACAGGAACUUUGCUGGGAAUCGCUUCUCGGACCACGUAGCGCUGCUCUCGGUCUUCCAGGCCUGGGACGACGUUCGGGUUAACGGUGAGGAGGCUGAAACCCGUUUCUGUGAACACAAGCGUCUGAACAUGUCGACUCUGAGGAUGACCUGGGAGGCUAAGGUCCAGCUGAAGGACAUCCUGGUGAACUCCGGAUUUCCUGAAGAGUGUCUGAUGAACCAGAUGUUCAACACGGUGGGACCGGACAACAACCUGGACGUGGUGGUGUCCCUGCUGACCUACGGCUCCUACCCCAACGUCUGCUACCACAAGGAGAAGAGGAAGAUCCUGACCACCGAGGGCCGCAACGCCCUCAUUCACAAGUCCUCCGUCAACUGCCCCUUCAGCAGCCACGACAUCAAUUACCCGUCACCCUUCUUCGUCUUCGGGGAAAAGAUCAGAACCCGGGCGAUCUCUGCUAAAGGCAUGACUCUGGUGAGUCCUCUGCAGCUGCUGCUGUUCGCCUGCAAGAAGAUCAGCUCCAACGGAGAGAUAGUGGAGCUGGACGACUGGAUCAAGCUAAAGAUUCCCCAUGAUGUAGCGGGGGGGAUCGCCGCUCUGCGGGCCGGGCUGGAGGCUCUGGUGGUGGAGGUCACCAAAGACCCAGAAUACAUCAACCAGAUGGACCAAACCAACGAGAGGCUGCUGAACGUCAUCAGACAGGUGUCCAAACCGUCGGCGGCCGGAAUCAACCUGAUGGCUGCAAACCAGAGGAUGGGAGACGGACCACGGCCUCCAAAGAUGGCGCGCUUUGAUGGAGAAGGAGGGUACCGUGGAGGAAGAGGAGGUUACAGAGGAGGAGGGGGAGGAUACGGAGGAGGAGGUGGGGGAUACGGAGGGUACCGUGGAGGAGGGGGAUACAGAGGGGGAGGUUAUGGAGGAGGAGGAGGCUACAGGGGGGGAGGAGGAGGCGGCUACAGGGGAGGUUAUGGAGGAGGAGGAGGAUACAGGGGGGGAGGAUAUGGAGGUGGAGGUUAUAGAGGUGGAGGAGGUGGAGGAGGGUACAGAGGAGGAGGAUAUUAAACAGAGUGGGACCUCCAGUUUAACUGCAGAUCUUUGUUAAUUAUUUAGCUUGAUCCUCAUCAGGAGGACAGCAGAUCUUCAUUCCUCUGGUUUGUUCGUUUUUAGUCGAGUUAUUCAUGUGAAGUUUAGAAAAAUCUGACCUGCUUUUCCUGUUUCUUGUGAUUUGGAAUCUGAAAAAUAAAACAAUAAAAUGUUUGAUGUC
Messenger RNA from Cyprinodon variegatus (sheepshead minnow), 4106 nucleotides. It is a transcript of the gene dhx9, whose product is annotated as DEAH-box helicase 9. NCBI's taxonomy places the organism in Eukaryota, Metazoa, Chordata, Actinopteri, Cyprinodontiformes, Cyprinodontidae. Gene Ontology annotation, molecular function: 3'-5' DNA/RNA helicase activity; ATP binding; 3'-5' DNA helicase activity. Gene Ontology annotation, cellular component: nucleolus; ribonucleoprotein complex; intracellular anatomical structure. Bases 119 to 3904 code for a protein of 1261 amino acids. Gene Ontology annotation, biological process: regulation of mRNA processing; positive regulation of transcription by RNA polymerase II. The transcript has 28 exons. The record is from RefSeq and is a predicted model, not a curated record.